Microstroma glucosiphilum is the source of this 1540-nucleotide messenger RNA. RefSeq names its product putative MVD1-mevalonate pyrophosphate decarboxylase. Gene Ontology annotation, molecular function: diphosphomevalonate decarboxylase activity; ATP binding. Lineage: Eukaryota; Fungi; Basidiomycota; Exobasidiomycetes; Microstromatales; Microstromataceae. Gene Ontology annotation, cellular component: cytosol. Gene Ontology annotation, biological process: isoprenoid biosynthetic process; isopentenyl diphosphate biosynthetic process, mevalonate pathway. The transcript has 4 exons. The coding region runs from base 70 to 1377 and encodes 435 amino acids. The record is from RefSeq and is a predicted model, not a curated record.
AGGCGCCAGGCAUAGAAGCACCACCAUCACUACCAUCACCAUCACAUUCUACCAUACCUUUACUUCACCAUGGCCUCGUCCACCAUCUACGAAGCCACAUGCUCGGCUCCAGUCAACAUUGCGGUCAUCAAGUACUGGGGCAAGCGCGACACCUCUCUCAUUCUGCCCACAAACGACUCUCUUUCUGUCACCCUUGACCAAGAUCAUCUCCGCUCUGUGACUACUGCCCGUGCGGAUCCUUCCUUCAGCUCACCACCAGAGCGGUUAUGGCUCAAUGGAGUGGAAGAGGAGAUCAAGUCUCAGGGCAGGAUGAGGACUUGUAUUGAUGAGAUGAGGAAGCUGAGGAAGGGGUUGGAGGACAAGGAUGAUAAGCUGCCAAAACUCUCAACGUAUGGUCUGCGCAUCUGCUCGGAGAACAACUUCCCCACAGCUGCCGGUCUCGCCUCAUCUGCCUCUGGAUUUGCUGCCCUGAUCUACACUCUCGCAUCCCUUUACGAGCUGCAGCCUGCUGUGUCCACCUCUCAUCUGUCGAGGAUAGCUCGCCAGGGCUCCGGUUCGGCCUGCCGCUCCCUCUUCGGGGGCUUCGUCGCCUGGCAAGGUGGUGAGACGACCGAUGGGUCUGACUCAUUGGCGGUAGAAGUAGCGCCCCAGGAGCACUGGAGCGAGCUGCAGGCCCUCAUCUGUGUCGUCUCUGAUGCCAAGAAGGGCACUCCCUCCACCGCCGGCAUGCAGAGGACCGUAGCCACCUCGCCCCUCUUGCAACACCGCAUCCGCGAAGUCGUCCCUGCGAGGAUGAAGGACAUCUCCCAGGCCAUCAAGGCGCGCGACUUCAACCGCUUUGCAGAGAUCACCAUGGCCGAUUCAAACAACUUCCAUGCCACGUGCCUCGAUACCUCCCCACCCAUCUUCUACAUGAACGAUGUAUCGCGGGCCAUCGUCCAGCUCGUGGAAGAGGUGAAUCGGGCUAGUGAGGAGGCAGGCAAGGGAAAGAUUGUUGCCUACACUUAUGAUGCAGGACCGAAUGCAGUGCUAUAUGCGCCAAAGGAGAAUGUAUCCUUGGUGCUGGGAUUGAUCAGGCACUAUUUCCCAAAUGCAGACUUUGACGACACGUUCAACCUUCUCUCCUCGGGCGCAAACGCCUCGCACCGCGGCGCAAACCAGCCUGCCUCCCCUCUGCCCACACAGGAACAAGGUCUCCCUGCUGGAUUCAACAGCGCCGUCAUUCCCGUGCACGAGGCGGGGGCUGUACGACGACUGAUCCAUACGCAGGUGGGGGAUGGACCUAGGUUGCUUGCUCGUGGUGGCGCGGAUGACGAGGUGGGAUUGCUCAAUGCUGAGGGAGAGCCGAAGAGGCUGCAGAGGAGCAAGAGGGCAUGAGUGAAUGGGUGAGAGUCGGAGGUCAAAGAGGGGCAGAAGGAGUUUUGACAAGAGUGGUCAGUCAGAGGCCGAAUCGCAACCGGAUGCACCUCCGUCAUUGUUGUCAUGUGAUCAAACAUGGUAUUUCAAUUGUCCAAAGAAUGCAAAUACGAUUGCGAAUGCU